ACAAUCGUACACACCACACACACACACAAAGACACAACACUCACACACGUACGCACAGGAGCUAUUUACUUAGUACUACGUAAGAAAGCCAUCUGGAAAUGGUGUAUGGAUGAAAGCGAAGUUUGUGGAGAAACUUUCCAGAUUUCAUUUCGUUUCUAUUAAUGUCUGCAUUGUCUGAAGGCGUAGCCGGCUGACCAAAGGAAAAUAUUCGGAAAUACACCAACAGAAAAGACUUUCAUCGCCGUGGAACCUAUUUUCUUGACAUAUUUGAAAUCACCACACGAGUAUAUUCACCACUAUGGGGAUUCGACGACAGUUCAUAGGCUUCACUGGGGCCGUACAGGUCCUUCUGACCCUCGUGAUGUUUGCCAUGGGUGCAACGCUUUCAGACAUAGCCAUCGUGCAGGGGGUUGUCCAGGGUUCUGCAGAUGACAGCAGUAUCGACAGCAUGGCCAUUGGAGUUCCUCUCUGGGGAGGGAUAGUGAUUCUGAUGUGCGGGGCAGGAAACAUCGUGGAAGCCUUUACUGCAAGAUCUAGCCGCAAGCGAAAAAACGACCUUUUGCCGUGCUCGAUCGGUGCUUUCCUGGCCAACCUUAUCGCUUUCGUCGUAUCCGGCAUCAUCAUCGGGAUCUUCUCCUGGUCCAUCUACGAGGUCGCUUCGACGUUCAUCAUCGCCGUCUCCACCGUGCUCCUAUCAGCUAGUAUUAUCUUCCUCAUGUCCAUGUUAGCUAUGUUCGUUGACUGCAUGACUGUCUGUCUCAGUACCGGCCCUUCACAACCCCGACCAUACAUUGUCGACUACGAUCACGGUCCACCACGCGGCCCCGUACACGUAUACAAGGCAUGAUGGGAAUGUUUCAACUUUAACCCGUUGACUUCUGAAUUAUCUCAUUACCAUAGACCUAAUACUGGGACCAGUCGACUCUCGUAUACAAAGGGUUAAUAAAGGAAGCCUUGAAACUGAUCGGGAACCCCCCCCCCCCCCCCCACGAAAUCAACUCAAGGCCUAUCGUAACAUUUCUAAAUAUGACGCACAUUACUAUUGAAAAUGCCUUUAGCUUGAUUAUUUGAAAGUAUUUGUGAUUGUAUUUUUGGGGGAAAUGCUACAUGCAUAUUCAGGCAGGCUUAUACCUGUGAUGUAACUCAAUAACAAAGAAUAGGACAAAAAUGAGGGAAAACCCUCCCGCAUUGCAACAAAGUACACAUUCUAAACUUUAUUACAAUUAUAUGCAACUUCUUUUCUUUCCUGUUGGUAGAAAAAAGGCAAGUAUAAGAAGUGCGAGUAUAGGGGGCUUAAAGAAACCGAUAUCUUUGAAUUGCCUUAAUCGAAAUAUAUCGUAUGUCAAUAAUUAAUCCAGUGAACUAACAUGACUAUAUUAUGAUUUUGUUCAGCGAGGCUGAGAUUUUGGAAUAAUACUAAAAUGCAGUCAUAAACAAAAAAUCGUUUCCUUACGUUGAUAAAAGAUAAACGUUUUCGGUUUUAGACCCCCCCCCCCCCCCAUAACCAGGUUAUAGCGUGUUAUUUUUGCUUGACAUUUUUAAAGCGGUUUUCAGAUUAAUUCUCUAAUAAGAAGAAUAAAAUGUUUCACAAAAUAUCGAUGUUACCAUUAUGGUUUUAUAAACAAAAUCGAAUAUUGUCUCACUUAUUAUGCUGCAAGGUUUUCCCUGUCUUUGAUGUAUAUUUUCUUUUGCAUUCGUAUUUUUUUAUAUAUUUUGUUUGUUUUUACACAAAACUAUGGAGAGCAAUAUUUUGUUUGAUAGCGAGUAUUUGUUGCCCCUCUCUCUUUUGUGAUUAUUUAUAUGGACCCAAAGAACGCAAUACACAGUACAUGAGAUCUUCGCCCCAUUUCACAAAAAUUGUCAUCAGUGACACGACAGUUUUUGUUAUAAGCUAGUGAAAUCCUUGCUUCUGAUUGGUUAUCAGCAGAUAUGUCACUGAUCUUAGUCAUUUGUCAUUGCAAAAAAGCUUUGUGAAACGGGUCCCUGUAAUUUCAACAAGAGACAACAAGAAACAAUAACAUAAUCUCUCAGUGGUUUUCAUUUAUCAGGUAGAAGGUAGAAGAUCCAAUGUCAAUUAAAAUGACACCAAAGUUAUCAAUGUGAAUUCUAAGGCUAUUUUUGUGAGGCGAUGUCGUUUACAAAAUUUGCUACUUUUACGACAACCGUUGUCACAAUUCAAGCUGCGAGAAAUUUGCACAUGACGGCUUUCCAUACUAUCAUCUGUGUUAACGAGAGAAGGGACCCGUUUCUCAAAGCUUUCUUUCAAUGACAAAUUACAAAAAAAUUAGUGACAAAUCUGCUGAUAACCAAUCAGAAGCAAGGAUUUCAGUAGCUUAUAACAAAAACCGGUCACAUGUCACUGAUGACAAAUUUGUGAAAUGGGGCCCAAGAAAUUGCGGUCUUUUGGGGGACACCCUGUAUAAUGUUCCUGCACUCCCUAUUACCUGCACAUAAUUAACCAAAGAUUACAGUUAUUAAUUAGUAUUACCUCAUUAUCUAACUCGUAAAGGUCUUUAUCUACUACUAUAAUUAUUUCUCAUUUUUCACCUUGAUCUGAUGACGUUCUUUGUUUAUGAUUUGUCAUUAUGUUAUUAAUCUAUGUUUUCAAUUCAAUGUUUAAUCUGGUAAAAUAAAAAAUAAAUGUAUUUUCUCCGGAAA
Strongylocentrotus purpuratus (purple sea urchin) is the source of this 2658-nucleotide messenger RNA. RefSeq lists its product as uncharacterized. The coding region runs from base 299 to 847 and encodes 182 amino acids. The record is from RefSeq and is a predicted model, not a curated record. The transcript is spliced from 5 exons. NCBI's taxonomy places the organism in Eukaryota, Metazoa, Echinodermata, Echinoidea, Camarodonta, Strongylocentrotidae.